AUGUCUCCGCAGACUCGAGCGACCGCAGCUGCCAAAACUUCAGCUACCAAGAAGAAGGCGACCGGAGCUUCGGCGUCGACACGCGCUCGUGCGUCGAAAGGGUCCUCCAGCAAACCCGCUUCGACGCAGGCUUCUGCGCCUCCUCAGCAAAGCUAUGCCAGCGCACUCAAGGAAUCGAAGGAGCUCGUGCGGAAGGGGAUGCCGAACGCUAGCGAGAAGGAGAUCGCGAUGAAGGCUCGAAAAAUCGUGGCGGAGAUGAGACGGGGGACCGAGGAGUCCAACCAGAUAGAGCGUAGAAACAGUAUCCAAGCGAAGAAGGCGGUGAUGAUGGAAGAGGACGAUGAUUCGGAGGUUGCAGUGGAAGAGGAAGGCCCUGAAGUGCGCACUGAGGCAGUGACCAGCCCUAAGCCUAAGAGGGCAGCAGGGAAAAGUGGAUCCAAGCGGAACGCCACUCAGCUCAGCGAGGAUGACAACGCCGAAGCUGAUCAGGAACCGCCCAGCAAGAAGGUCAAGGCACAGAGUACACUGGCACGGACCGCAACAGAUGCCAACGAUGACAGCACUGCGUCGGUGCCGGCUCCGUCCGCAGCAUCUGCACGCAAGAACGUAGCCUCUGGAGCUACUGAGGAGGAGAAGGACCUUGCUGCACGUCUCCGCGGAAAUGCUGGGAAGGCAGCGCGGCGCGUAUUGGAGAGCUCGGAGGAGAGCAGCCCAGACAAUGGGCAGGGUGGCGAGGUCGAGGAGAGCGAGAUCAGGGACUCAGACGGCAAGUCAGCACCGUCUGAGAGGAGACGCAGUACUAACAAGCCUUCGCAGUCCAAGGGCAAGGAGAGUGCAGCCUCCAGAGCCUCUCAGUCGAAGCGCAAGGCGAGGUCACGGUUCUCCCCCGGCGAACCGACUGAUGUAGAGGAGGACGAAUACCGUCAAUCGGACGCCGAUGCUGAAGGCGAAGAUGAUGAUGAGCAUGAGGUUGACGAGCUGGAGAAGUCCGGGGCUGAAGAGGAGGUCGACGACGACGAGAUCAUCGUCAAGUCUGAGGACCUGACUGGGCCGAAGAAGCGUGCGGCGAAGGGCAAGGGCAAGGGCAAGGGAAAGGCCCGCCAGAGUUCUCCUCAAGCAGCCGGCGAGGACGAGGACCCAUUCGGGUCCGAGAUCAUCAAGAGCUUCAUUUACACCGCUCAGCAAGAGUUCCGGCUGUACCUCGCGCUGGAGAAUGCUUGGCCGCGCGCGAAGAAUGGUGAAAUGGGGAGGACUGCUGGUCCUGAGUUGGUAAUCCAGAGGACUCGCGACAAGUACAAGGUGUUCCAGACGGAGGAAUUCAAGGCCGCAUUUGAUCGGUUGUGGAGCAAUCCGAAGCUGCACCAUGACUUGGCUUACAAGGUCUUCAAGGUCUCCUCGCAGUACCGUCAAGAAAUCAAGCAGAAAGCAAAACAUGUGGUUGAGAAGGAUUUCUUGCACGUGAAGGUGUCCGACCGGGGCCGUGACGGUAAGAGGCUCAACGCCGCAGACAGGGCUGAGAAGCUGGCCAAGGCGACAGAGGCCCGCAUCAAAUGGCUCAAGGAGAAGGACGCUUUCCACCACGGCAACCUCGAAAUGCCUGACCCCGACCUUGACCCCGUGACCUGGGAAGUCAACUUCGACAUGCCCUUCCACAGCGAGACCCUGGCGGAGCUCAUGGCCCGUCAGUGGUGGCUUGGAGCAAACCCCGAGGGAAUGCGUAAGGAGAACCAGGCGCAGUUUGACCUCGGCAAACCACUAUCCAGCAACAUGAUUGCACUUUCGUGCAGUGCGAUACUUGUUGCGCUUGAAGAGGCGGCAAGGGGACAGACCAUCAAUUUCGACGAGAGGCACUACGCUGUCGAGCACGACCGCUUCCAGGCUCGGAUCGACAAGUUCAGGCGGCUCGCCAGCACAGGCGAUCGCGAGAAGCAUGCCGGGGUCAUUGCCUUCGUCAAGUCCAUGGACUCCACGCUGAACAACUAUAUACGUGCGCUCGCAGGAUUGCGUGUCGACGACAGUGACGCUGGCGACGGGAGCCCCGCUGAAGACGAUGAGGACGACGACAUGUUCAACGCGAACUGGGAGAAGAAGACCGCUUCCAGAGCGUAA
Fomitopsis serialis is the source of this 2109-nucleotide messenger RNA. RefSeq lists its product as uncharacterized. Lineage: Eukaryota; Fungi; Basidiomycota; Agaricomycetes; Polyporales; Fomitopsidaceae. The transcript has 12 exons. The coding region runs from base 1 to 2109 and encodes 702 amino acids. The record is from RefSeq and is a predicted model, not a curated record.